AUGGAGGGUCAGUCACCUGUACCCCAGGUGGAGGAGGCCCGGUUAGCUGUAGCCCAGGUGGUGGAGGCCCGGGUAGCUGUAGCCCAGGUAGUGGAGGCCCAGGUGGUGGAGGCCCGGGAAGAUGUAGCCCAGGUGGUGGAGGCCCGAGUAGUUGGAGCCCAGGUGGUGGAGGCCCGAAUAGCUGUAGCCCAGGUGGUGGAGGCCCGAAUAGCUGUAGCCCAGGUGGUGGAGGCCCGGGUAGCUGUAGCCCAGGUGGUGGAGGCCCAGGUAGCUGUAGCCCAGGUGGUGGAGGCCCAGGUAGCUGUAGCCCAGGUGGUGGAGGCCCGAAUAGCUGUAGCCCAGGUGGUGGAGGCCCGGGUAGCUGUAGCCCAGGUGGUGGAGGCCCAGGUAGCUGUAGCCCAGGUGGUGGAGGCCCAGGUAGCUGUAGCCCAGGUGGUGGAGGCCCGAAUAGCUGUAGCCCAGGUGGUGGAGGCCUGGUUAGCUGUAGCCCAGGCAACUGAGGCCUGGACCAGGAUUUAUUUCAAUGUCACCAGCCAAAAGUAG
This is a messenger RNA of Knipowitschia caucasica, 543 nucleotides long. The record is from the annotation of a GenBank genome assembly. Lineage: Eukaryota; Metazoa; Chordata; Actinopteri; Gobiiformes; Gobiidae.